AUAUGAUGUUUGUUUGACAGUAGGCGCAGUUUUUACCAUAGGUUUGUGUGUGGUCGUGUUUAGGAAUUCGAUAGAAAAAAUAAUUAUAGUUUCUUAUAACUAACCAAAUAAAGAGUAACAUGAGAUUGUGAUGUGUGGAAAUUAAGAGGAAGAUUCAUUUUUUUAUGAUCCCAGAUAUAUCAAGUAACGAAGUUACAAGGUGGCCUAAUAUUUGACACAUCACACACCCAGAUACAGUAUAAUAUUGCUUUAAUUAAUAUAUCCUUAAUUGAUAGAAACAUUCGUUAUCAAUAAAGAUAACGAAAUGCAGGCCAUCAAGUGUGUGGUGGUUGGAGACGGAGCUGUUGGUAAGACAUGUCUGCUGAUCAGUUAUACUACCAAUGCGUUUCCCGGUGAAUAUAUUCCCACAGUUUUUGAUAACUACUCUGCUAAUGUAAUGGUAGAUGGAAAACCCAUCAAUCUAGGUCUAUGGGAUACAGCAGGACAAGAAGAUUACGACAGAUUGAGACCUUUAUCGUAUCCUCAAACAGAUGUAUUUUUAAUUUGCUUCUCUCUUGUUAAUCCAGCUUCAUUUGAGAACGUAAGAGCUAAGUGGUAUCCAGAGGUACGACAUCAUUGUCCCAAUACGCCUAUCAUAUUAGUAGGCACAAAACUGGAUCUUCGGGAUGACAGGAAUACAAUUGAAAAAUUAAAGGAUAAAAAACUUUCACCUAUAACAUAUCCACAAGGCUUGGCAAUGGCGAAAGAAAUCAGUGCAGUAAAAUACCUCGAAUGCUCUGCUUUAACGCAAAAAGGAUUAAAGACAGUAUUUGACGAAGCCAUUCGAGCUGUCCUUUGUCCAGUAAUGCAAGUAAAACCAAAACGCAAAUGUGUCAUCUUGUAAUUAUAUUAAUAUUAAACAAAAACAAACAAAAAAAAGAAAUAAAUUUGUUGUGUUAAUUUUGAACCAGAUCGCAUUGUAAUAUUUGAUAGAAAAAAUAACGAUUUUUCGAGAAAUGUUUUUGUACUUACAUUUCAAAAAACCAGAUGCGAAUGGGUUCAAAAUUAUUGGGAAAUUUCCAAGUGCCACAAAUCUUUUUGGUACUAGUUUCUGUGGAAACUUAUUUUGAUAUUAAAUAAUCCUUAUUGCUUCAGUUCAGUGUAUAUAAAAUUAUCUGAGACUAGUUUGUAUCAGUAACUUCUUCAUUAGCUUUAUUUUAUGCACCUAUUUUGAGUACAGGCCUCUCUUAAUUCCUCUAAAUAUUUCUAUAUUGCGUCUCUGCCACUAAUUGUUCUACCAACCAUGGUUUCCAUUUUUGUUCUUCAUUUUUGGAAGUCUAGGUGACAAGUACUUCAAAUGUCCCAAGUAAUCUGAUAAAAUUCGUGGUUAUAUUAAUUUGCAGUAGCUAAUUUUCACCAUGCAAUUUUUAUGAAAAAUGAGACCUAGGUUUUAAAAAUGAUGAAUUUCUGCAGCAUCGUUCAGAUGACCUACAAGUAUAUCUAAAGUGUCCAUGUAAGUCUGGUGUUAAUAAUAAUAAGCGCACCAAGGUUUUAACAUCCAGUUAAAAUGAUUUUGUUUGUUUAUAAACUUGAGUGAGUGAAAUGUUGGAAAUAAUCUGAUAAACGACGUGUUUCUAUUCCUCUAGGGUAAUAAAUAUUCUUGUUAAAGUCUAUCAUUUAUAAAAAAUAGUCUCCUUGUUUUAGAAACAGUUAUUUUUUAUAUAAAUAUACCGGGUAGUUCAUAUGUCUUAUGAGUUCAUCGUUUUUUUAUUUUAUCCAUUUAUUGUAAUAAUGCUUUCCUCAAAUAUUUCCGCUAUUUUUGUUGGAACUUUACUUGGAGAGAGUUUUCUUCAAAUCUUUCAUUUGUGGUUGCAUUUUUAUUACAAUAUGCAGCAGAGUUCAAAUGACCUACCAAGUUUCUUCUACCUAGAGUGUCUAAAGUAAUUUUGUAUAUAAACAUACGAAGUAGUUUACAUGUCUUAUGAAUUCAUCAUUGUUUUAUCCAAUAUUAUUUACUGUAACCAUACCUCCCGCAAGUUUUCCACCAUACUUCUUGGUCCUUCACAUGUACAGAGUUUCCUUUAAAUCUCUUCAUCACCUUGUGGGAAGUCUGCUUCUGAGAGCAUCUUAACUUUAACGCCAUUCCAUUAUUCUUUGGUUCAUUUAUGAUCCAUGCUUUUAGCAACAUCUCGAGACCAAUUCAGUCAAUUUGCUGUGAGGCCUGUCUUAAACCGUUUUAUAAUGUCAAAUUAUUAUGUUGCGAUCUCUUUUUAUUAGAAAUAGAAUUGUUAAAAUAUGUAUUUGACCAAAUAGCUUUAACGGAAAUGUAGAUACAUUUAUUAAAAACUCCAUAUUUUUAAUGGAACUAUUGUGUUAUAUAUUUCCAUUUCACAAACUUAGUUCUCAAUAAUUGUUCUAGUUGCUUCAAUAGGGGAUAUUAUUUUUUGGCUGCUAUUUUUCAAUUUCAAUAAACGUGAACAUGUUUAUCUACUAUCAAUAUUUAAUGUCCAGGUUACAAUGACCUAUUUUACACCAAGAGAAGUGUCAAGAAGCCUAGGAAAAAAAUACAGUAAUCCCGGUAUUUACCUUUUAUCUUGGGUUUUGUUUUCUUUUCACUUGUCAUGGCUUAAAACUAGAAAUGUCGAUGUAUCAUGUCCUGAAUCAUUUGUUUAACUGUUAAGCUGGUCAAAACCAUAGUAAUUGUUGCUACAUUACCAAUAAAAUUGGAAGAUGGUCAGUUAAUGGGUAUGGGGCAAUUAUUGGUGUGUUUACCUUACAAGGAAAACGAUCCUUUUUCAGGCCAACGCAAUUUUCGACACAUCCAUAAACUUCUUUAUAAAAUUGUUGAUUAUCUUAUUGAUAAAUCUUGAUAGUAGAUAAAAUUUUAUACAAUAUUUGUAUCUUAAAUUCAUAUUACGAUAGGUGAGGGGUAUCAUAAUAAGAUUUUACAUUUACUUAUAUUGUAAAUAAAAGUUGUGAUUAAUUAUUAUUAUUAAUAACGGAAAAUAUUACAAAAAGGUUUGUGUCGUAUCUGAAAAGCACAAAAUAACAUUAAAAACCUGUGCAUAAAUGUGAUUGUUUUUGAAUGGUUUUUAAGUAUAUAGCAAUUAUGCAGAAAGUUGUUUAUAAUUCUUUCUUAUAUUGAUACAUUUGAACUACUUUUCGUAUUUCCUCUUCUAGACACAUAAUAAAUAUUUUUUGUAAUGAAAUUAUCUUAUAUUUAUGGCAUUAUUAUAUGGAUUUUACUAAUUGAAAAAUUAUAGCCAAUGAUUAAUUUGUAAUAUUUUUUUUGUUCCUGUUAGAGGAGAUAUGAGAAGUUAUUAGAGUGUAUAGAGUAUUGUAUAUCUAAUUCUUAAGUGGAUAUUGAUAUCGACGUCAAUAUAAAAUACUAAGAUUGUUAACUUGCCUGGCUAAAAUUUAGGUAAAAAAAUGUGUUCAGUAAAAUUAACGAGCAAACAGGUGUAUACAGUUGGAUCAAACAUAAAAAUAUUGAGAGAAAAAAAUGUAUUUUUUCGUUUAAGCUGUAUAUUUCGUUGAUUUCUUUAUUUGUAUGUACAAAAAGUAGUCAUAUUUCAGUAUAACAUACACCAAUAAUGUUAUUCUCAUGGUAAAAACAACAAAAUUAAUGAAUUUAUGUUGGACGUUGCAUUAAAAAUUUUUAGUUUCUUGCGCUCCAUUUUUAUCUCUUAUCAUUUUUAAUCAUAAACAUUUUUCUUUCUGCUUCUUGUGAAAACUUUGUUUAAGAUUUUUCUGCUUUAAAAAUUCUGUCUUUUUAGGUUCUUUUGAAUAAAAGGAAGCAGGUCAAUUAAUUUGUCAACUUUCCUUAAGAUGUUUGGUGGCCUUCCAAAGAAUUGUAUAACUUUAUUGGAUAGUGGACAGCCUCAUCUAUUGAUUUAUACGCGAUAUCUUCACUGAGCAGCUUCAGUUUGCUGAUAUUUUGCUAAAGAAGUUCGACUUCGUGAAUGGACCGAAUGUGCCUAAUAGAUUGUUUAAGUAGUCUAAAAUCAUCUAUAACUAUCUCAAUCGAGUGUACUUGACAGCUUCACAGAAAGUGAAAAAAAUAUGUUUAAGUUCAGUCAACUGAAUAUGUUUAUUACAUUGUUUCAGGAGUCUAAAAGUAUCUUCCUAGAAUUGCAUUUCUGAUAAAACCACUUUAGAUCACAUUGGUUGGUUAUUGACAACUUGUUUAGCAGAAGAGUAAAGAAAAGUAGAAAAUCGACUUCAUGAAUUGAGUGAAUGUACCUGAUGCAAUGUUUUAGUAGUCUAAAACCAUCUUUGGGACACAUUGGUUAGUUGUUGACCACAGGUUCCUCGCCUAUAACUGUGUUGAUUGAUGUGUACUUAACAGCUUCACAGAAAAGUGAAAAAAAUUGUAAUCGACUUCAUGAAUGGAUUGAAUAUGUUCAAUACAUUGUUUUAGGUGUGUAAAAUCAUCUUCCCAGUAUUGCAUUUAUAAUAAAACCACUUUAGGUCAUAUUGGUUAGUUAUUGACAAAUUGUUUGGCAGAAAGAAUAAAAAAAAUGGAAAAUCGACUUCGUGAAUAGGCCGAAUGUACCUAAUGUAUUGUUUAAGUUUUCUAAAACUAUCUUUAGGUCAUAUUGGUCAGUUGUUAACAGCUUGUUGGUCAGAAGAAAUAAAAAAAGGCGAAAAUCUGAUUGUACCUAAUGCAAUGUUUAAGUUCAAGUUGUCUAAAAGGAAAGUGAAAAAAAAUGAAAUCGACUCCAUGAAUAAUAAAACCGGUUUUGAACACAUUGAUUGGUUGUUACCUGCUUGUUCCUCAUCUACAAGCGAUGCCAGUAUAAUUUGUACAAUAUGGAAAAUGACAUUUUUUAUUAUGUAUCUAAUUGCUUACGUUGGAAAAGUUGUUAGUUAUACGGUUUUAUUGAAACCAUAUUUGUUUUUUGAAUUGCCUCUUGAUUAGGGUAAAAAUUUCAUUGUCCUGGUAUAAAUGGAUGUUACAGUCCUUAAAAUUACAGCUUAAACUGGAAAUUACUCAGUUAUUUUAGAAACAAUUUGGAUCUGACGCGAUAAAAACUUUAGAUCGCCACUACAACAAAUUUAGAGGUUCCCUUAAUUUGUGAACUUUGGUUAUUGUUAUUAAAAAUAUUUGAUUUUGGAAGAAAUGGAGAACAUUAUUUUGUAAAAUGGCUUUUUUAUAUACAUAAUCAUGUAAACUCUUGUGAUUUCUAAUUUUAGAUGAAAAUAUAUAAAACAAAGAUUUUCCGGGGAAACAAAAACAUUUAAGGUAAUUAUGACAGACAGAGAAAUUUGAUAAUUUUUAAUACUCUGUGGAAAUAGAAUGGUAUGUUCGAUGACGUUUCAGUAUUAUCAGACUUUCAGUAGUUCGUAAGGAUUUACUCUGUCAACGUUUCAUAGUCCUUAAAUUAUUUUAUAUAUUAUAAAUUAUAGGAUAUGUAUACAAUUGACGUUCUCCAUUUUUUGUAGCCAAACUACUUUUAAACUUAAACUUUAAGGUUAUAAAUUAUGUUACGUUUUUUAGUGGUGAAUUUGGAUUCUACAGAAAAAGUAUUUUUUAUAGAACACUGAAAUAUGUUAAAUUUUAAUUAACAAUAACAUUAUUAAUUGUA
Diorhabda sublineata is the source of this 5567-nucleotide messenger RNA. Its product is annotated as ras-related protein Rac1. The transcript has 4 exons. Gene Ontology annotation, biological process: regulation of actin cytoskeleton organization; establishment or maintenance of cell polarity; cortical cytoskeleton organization. The record is from RefSeq and is a predicted model, not a curated record. NCBI's taxonomy places the organism in Eukaryota, Metazoa, Arthropoda, Insecta, Coleoptera, Chrysomelidae. Gene Ontology annotation, molecular function: GTPase activity; protein kinase binding; GTP binding. Gene Ontology annotation, cellular component: cytoskeleton; cell projection; cell cortex. Bases 305 to 883 code for a protein of 192 amino acids.